AUGACGACCCAUCCCCGAAGCCUGGGUAGGCCCAUGUAUCCAGAGGCCCAGAGCUAUAACGAGGGGGAGGCAAUACCUAUGCAAUCUGCAGAAAUCCAACGACAGUCGAAACAGAUAGGAAGAUCGAUCGAUCGAUCGAAUCAAGCAAUGUCUGGUUAUGAGAAUAUUGUGGGUGGGAAACUGAAGCUAAAGGGAAAAGCUUUGGAUGUGAAAGCUGGCAGCAUUAAGAAGAAGAAAAAGAAACAUCAGAAGAAACAUAUCGACUCCUCCGACCAAGUCAUUGAUAAUGAGCUUUCUACAGGCCAAAGCGUAGAAGAACCAAUUGAUGAUGUUAACGAGAAAGAUAUAAAAAAUGAUGAUGGAGAAAAGACGAGCGAGGAAGGAAAGACUGCUUCUUACAUCGAUCAUCUCACACCUGCAGAGAGACGAUACAUUGAGCAGAGAGAGAGAAUUGAUGUUCAUAGGAUGGCAAAAGAAGCUGAUAAAUCUCACCGUGACAGGAUUCAAGAUUUCAAUCAAUAUUUGGCAAACAUGAGCGAGCACUACGACAUUCCUAAAGUUGGCCCUGGCUGA
Molecule: messenger RNA, 573 nt
Organism: Dovyalis caffra
Lineage: Eukaryota; Viridiplantae; Streptophyta; Magnoliopsida; Malpighiales; Salicaceae
Source: the annotation of a GenBank genome assembly